Molecule: messenger RNA, 2442 nt
Organism: Phytophthora nicotianae INRA-310
Lineage: Eukaryota; Oomycota; Peronosporomycetes; Peronosporales; Peronosporaceae
Exons: 1
Coding region: 1-2442 (813 amino acids)
Source: RefSeq, a predicted model, not a curated record
AUGCGGUCAGAAUAUGCUUCGUCGUACACGACUUCACCUCCAGCGCGACCAUCGACGUGGCAAUUGCGCUUCGGGAAGAGGUCGGCAUCUGAGCAGAAAGAGCCCAAACUUGAAGUCGAUGUCGGUUCGACGCACGGAAACCAGACUCACUCCCCAUCAAUAUCGAAGAAAUUACUGAGUGCACUCGAUACAAAGCCAACAAGACAGGAAGAAUUGAGCCGGGAGUGCGUUGACGAUCUAAUCGGUCGUCGAAAUGCUUUCGCCAGCGAACCUGAAUUACGUCUCCGUACUCUAAGAAAAGACGCUGAGGAUGGAGACAUCGUUAUACAAGAGGAGUUUGGUCGCGAAGAAAUCGCAGCAGAAGCGAAAGAGAUUAUUCGAGCUCGAUUCCAGAUUGAAACCCAGACAAAGGCCAUGCGUCAAGCAUCAAAAUACCGAAAAACAUCAACGCGACGAACGGAAAAUAAAAAACCGCAUCGAGAGAUUUCAGCUACAAAACCAACAGUAUUCAAUAAUUUUACCAAGAACACAAGCCUAAGAAUGAAUCACACGACGCCUCCAUACCACGAGAAGGAGCUGAGCGCUCGUUUAAAGCCAAGAGAGCACGACAGUCAGAAAUCGGAAGUGAAGUCAACUAAGUAUGUAUCACGAGUUCAGCGAGAGCAUCAGCCACUGCAUAAAACUGGCACGACCGAAUUAAGAAAGAAACCACGCUCUUGUCCCAUUCCACCUCAGCAACUGCCGAUGGAACGUCGGCACGAGAUUCGUCGAAAAGCACGCGACGAUCGCAGAAUUCAGGCCGCGGAAGAGCGCGCGAUUCAGAAGUUAUUAGAAUCUGCUACCGAUGACAAAGACAAGGAAGAAACCCAGGAGCAACGGCCUGUUGAAGAAGAAAUUGAGCGUCUCAAUUUAGAGAAUCAAGAGGCUGCAGCGCUCGAAGAACGACUGCUGCACCGAAAAGCAUGUUUGAAGUCAUUGAACAAAGUUUUCGAUGCUUGGAAUAAAUAUGUGGAAUCCAAGCGAGAGCAUGAAAUCCGAGUAGUUACCGAGUUCAAUUGGCGUGUGAUGAAGCGUAUCAUGACAAGUUGGAAGCGAUAUACACAUCACCGUAGCCAAGCAAGAGCAGUUGAGCAAGCACGCUUGAAAUUGGUACGAGAACAGCAAAUGAACGACCAAGCCAGAGAAUUUUAUUGUUUAAAACACCUGCCAACGUGGUUUUAUCAAUGGAUGGCGUUCGUGAAGCAGCAAAAGGAUCACCGUGCUGUAGCAGAGGCCGUCGAGAGACGUAAAGCACAAUCUAAGCAACUUAUUGAAAGGCUACAGCGACAGAAAGUACUUGAAAAGUCCCAGUCUGAUUCCGAAGAUCAAGCAAAAAUAAAGCUUCUUGGCAUUGAAGAAAGUGACCUUCAUCUUGAACCUGCAGUCGAAUGUCCACGUGCUAUUAGAACAACGAGAAGUAAGACAAAGACGUCCCAAGACAAACGAGAAUUACAUGCAUGGGCAGAUCCAAAGGAAUUCCAAUCAAUACGAUCCGACGGUAGUAGCCAUGCUACAUCUACAUGUACAAAAUCUCCGGUUCUAGUGCCGCCUCCACCACAUUUUCCAGGGGCUUCAUUAACACGAGCCCCAAAGCGGGUAGAUAAAGUCUACAAGGUCAUGGAACAGCGUGCAGUUGAACGGAAACAACGGCGUGAAGAGUUGAAACGAAGAUACGAAGAGCUUGAAAAGAAGAAGCGAAAAGAGCAGGAAGAACAACGCGCAGCUCGUGAGGCUCUUCUUCUCGAGCAGCAAAUUGAGGAAAAGGCACGGAUACGGGAACGAAAACUAGCAGAAGCUCUCGCACUAAAAGAACAACAGGAACGGCGUAAACACUUGCUUGCUCAAUUGGACAAGUCAAGGAAGCACAACCGAAAGCGACUUCUAUUCUUCUAUGCUUUUCUGCCGUGGCAAAAGUGUCAUGCCCGCAAUGAACGAGUUUCACGCAACGCAACUCGUUGGCACGAGCUGCGAACGGUUUAUUUGCAUUGGGAACGAUGGCAGGAGUUUGUACAGAUCUGUCUGAAGGCUCAUCGUCGACACGAGCGAGCGCGAUUAGAAGAGGCUGCCCGACGUUAUGCUCGUUCUCUCCAACGACGUGCACUGGGGGGAUUGGUACGCUACCAUCAUAAAAUACAGGCCCGAGCGCUUUCGCUACACCGUCAACAUCGUUGGAAUACUCUUCAACGCUCAUGGAUCCAUUGGAGUAAAAGCUUCGCGAAAGAACUUGCACACCAACAAAAAGUAGUUUUUAGUGCGAUGACCAAAAUGCAGCAAGCAAAGCUUCGCCGAAUCUGCGCUCAAUGGCGCAAAGUCACGAGCGAAACCAAGCUCCAGAAAGAAUUUGAGCGUGAGAAACAGCAACUGUGGCGCAAGGUGCGGGGAUGGCUUGACGAGGACAAGUAA